AUGCUCGUAUCAAAGAGUAUUUCAACUUUCUUACUCCUCUCACUGGCAAGUAUACUUCCUAGUCAAGUAUCUGCCUUAACAUUAGACUUAAAUGACACGGAAUCAUUACAAAACGCUACGUCUUUGGUGGCAUAUGGUCUUAUGGACUAUUACACGGGGAACCAAUAUGGGAAAACUGUCGGGAUGUUCUCUGAUCCAUAUUAUUGGUGGCAAGCAGGUGGUGCUUGGGGGUCCAUGUUAGAUUAUUGGUAUUAUAUGAAUAACGAUACGUAUAAUGAUGAUAUUAUGGCUGCUCUUUUGCAUCAAACAGGUGAUGAUAACGAUUACGUCCCCUUGAAUCAAUCUACCACGGAAGGUAAUGAUGAUCAAGCAUUUUGGGGGAUCGCUGUAAUGACUGCUGCAGAAAGAAAUUUUACUAACCCACCGGAAGAUCAACCACAAUGGCUUUAUUUGGCACAGGCUGUCUUUAAUACCAUGGCGAUGAGAUGGGAUAGUGACACCUGUGGUGGUGGGUUGAGAUGGCAAAUUUUCAUUUGGAAUUCGGGUUAUGAUUAUAAGAAUACCGUUUCCAAUGGUGCCUUGUUCCAUAUUGCCUCUAGAUUGGCAAGAUACACGGGGAAUCAAUCCUACGUGGACUGGGCUGAAAAAGUUUAUGAUUGGAUGUAUGACGUUCAUUUAAUUUCUAAUGGUUCUUACAUGUACGUCUAUGAUGGUGUCAACAUUGGUGAUAAUUGUACCACUGUAACUCCAUACCAAUGGACCUAUAAUCAAGGUUUAUUAUUGAGUGGGUGUGCUUAUCUAUAUAAUUUCACAGGUGAAGAAUUAUGGCACAACAGAACAAAGAAUUUAUUAACUGCUGCAGGUGUUUUCUUUAACAAUAGUAUUCUUUAUGAAGCCGCCUGUCAAGGUCAUAACACUUGUAACACAGAUCAACGUUCAUUUAAAGCUUAUUUCUCACGUUUCUUGGGGACCACUGCUCAAUUGGUGCCAGAGACAAGAAAUCAAAUCAUGCAUUGGAUUAAUACCUCUGCCGUGGCAGCUGCUCAAUCUUGUUCAGGUGGUACUGAUGGUCACACGUGUGGUAUCAAUUGGUUCGCUGAUGGGUGGGAUGGGAUGUACGGUCUAGGUGAACAAAUGGCAGCUUUAGAAAUUAUGGUGAAUACAAAGGCUUUAAGUAAGGCUGCUCCUUAUACAAGUUCUAAUGGUGGGUCAUCAGUAGGUGACGGUGCCGCUGGUACUGAACCUCAUCCUACAAAUUUAGCCCCAUUACAUAUAACAAAGGGUUCAAGAGCCGGUGCAGGUAUUAUUACUGCGGUCAUCGGUAUCUCUAUUGUAACUUGUGCAUUAUGGUUAGUAUUCUAA
This is a messenger RNA of Naumovozyma castellii, 1362 nucleotides long. It is a transcript of the gene DCW1, whose product is annotated as putative mannan endo-1,6-alpha-mannosidase. NCBI's taxonomy places the organism in Eukaryota, Fungi, Ascomycota, Saccharomycetes, Saccharomycetales, Saccharomycetaceae. The coding region runs from base 1 to 1362 and encodes 453 amino acids. The transcript has a single exon. The record is from RefSeq and is a predicted model, not a curated record.